UCUCUCCUGGAAGGUUCUUGAGUUCAAUUAGGACAGUGGCUGCGGAAUCCCUGGUCUCCGGCCUGAGUUGCCCGCUGGCCGAGCGGAGGCGCCGAGGGCGCUGCCAUGUUUGGCUGCCUGGUGGCGGGGAGGCUGGUGCAAACAGCUGCAUAGCAAGUGGCAGAGGAUAAAUUUGUUUUUGACUUGCCUGAUUAUGAAAAUAUCAACCAUGUCGUGGUUUUUAUGCUGGGAACAAUCCCAUUUCCUGAGGGGAUGGGAGGAUCUGUCUACUUUUCCUAUCCUGACUCAAAUGGGGUGCCAGUGUGGCAGCUCCUAGGAUUUGUCACGAAUGGGAAGCCAAGUGCCAUCUUCAAAAUAUCAGGUCUUAAAUCUGGAGAAGGAAGCCAGCACCCGUUUGGAGCCAUGAAUAUUGUGCGAACCCCGUCUGUUGCUCAGAUUGGAAUUUCGGUGGAAUUGUUGGACAGUCUGGCUCAGCAGACUCCUGUAGGCAGUGCUGCUGUGUCCUCUGUGGACUCAUUCACGCAGUUCACACAGAAGAUGUUGGACAACUUCUACAAUUUUGCUUCAUCAUUUGCUGUCUCUCAGGCUCAGAUGACACCAAAACCAUCUGAAAUGUUCAUCCCAGCAAACGUGGUUCUGAAAUGGUAUGAAAACUUUCAAAGACGAUUAGCACAGAACCCUCUCUUUUGGAAAACAUAAUUUGAAUAAAAUAAUUUGUCAUGUCCUGUAAAA
Molecule: messenger RNA, 732 nt
Organism: Psammomys obesus (fat sand rat)
Lineage: Eukaryota; Metazoa; Chordata; Mammalia; Rodentia; Muridae
Product: protein Hikeshi-like
Exons: 1
Coding region: 223-699 (158 amino acids)
Biological process (GO): protein import into nucleus
Cellular component (GO): cytosol; nucleus
Molecular function (GO): nuclear import signal receptor activity; Hsp70 protein binding
Source: RefSeq, a predicted model, not a curated record